AUGCCCCAAGAGGAGUGGCUUGAACUGGAAAGCGAUCCAGGUCUUUUCACACUGCUACUGGAGGACUUUGGAGUAAAGGGUGUCCAGGUAGAAGAAAUCUACGAUCUGUCUAAGCCGAUUGAUGACGUGGUUUAUGGAUUUAUCUUCCUCUUUCGAUGGCAACAAAAUCCCGACAAAAAGGUGAGGUGA
This is a messenger RNA of Dibothriocephalus latus, 189 nucleotides long. The record is from the annotation of a GenBank genome assembly. Lineage: Eukaryota; Metazoa; Platyhelminthes; Cestoda; Diphyllobothriidea; Diphyllobothriidae.